Rattus rattus (black rat) is the source of this 444-nucleotide messenger RNA. Its product is annotated as stathmin-like. The record is from RefSeq and is a predicted model, not a curated record. Gene Ontology annotation, cellular component: cytoplasm; neuron projection. NCBI's taxonomy places the organism in Eukaryota, Metazoa, Chordata, Mammalia, Rodentia, Muridae. Gene Ontology annotation, biological process: regulation of microtubule polymerization or depolymerization; microtubule depolymerization; neuron projection development. Gene Ontology annotation, molecular function: tubulin binding.
AUGGCAUCUUCUGAUAGUCAGGUGAAAGAGCUGGAGAAGCGUGCUCCUGGACAGGCUUUUAAGCUGAUUCUCAGCCCUCGGUCAAAAGAAUCUGUCCCCGAGUCCCCCCCCCUCCCCCCCUAAAAGAAGAAGGAUCUUUCCCUGGAGGCAAUUCAGAAGAAAUUAGAAGCUGCAGAAGAAACACGCAAGUCUCGUGAAGCAGAAGUCUUGAAGCAGCUUGCUGAGAAGCGGGAGCAUGAAAAAGAAGUGCUCCAGAAAGCCAUUGAGGAGAACAACAACUUCAGCAAAAUGGAGGCUAACAAAGAGAACCCAGAGGCGCAAAUGGCUGCCAAGCUGGAGCGUUUACAAGAGAAGGACAAGCACGUUGAAGAGGUGCGGAAGGACAAAGAAUACAAAGACCCUGCGGACGAGACCGAGGCUGACUUAAGUUGCUCGGAGAACUGA